Grammomys surdaster is the source of this 5186-nucleotide messenger RNA. RefSeq names its product testis expressed 9 (gene Tex9). The coding region runs from base 2 to 1165 and encodes 387 amino acids. The record is from RefSeq and is a predicted model, not a curated record. The transcript has 12 exons. NCBI's taxonomy places the organism in Eukaryota, Metazoa, Chordata, Mammalia, Rodentia, Muridae.
GAUGGCGGGGCAAAGUGUUGGAGUGUCGAGACGCGGUGCUUCAGGUACUCAGUCGCGCGGGCAGCUUGCAGCUGGACGGGACCUCCUUGCCCGUGAGCAAGAGUACAUGCGUUUAAAUGCAGAAUUGGAAGCAAAAGCUGCUAAUCUGGUUCGACAGGCUGAGGAAGUAAUAAGAGAGCAGCAAGAAGUGCAAGCUAGGCCUUUUUCAACACUAAUUACAUCAUGCAAAGAGGAAGAUGCUUACAGUUCGAGAGAUCUGUUGUCCUAUGAAGGGAUGGCUCAUCCAUGGUUAGAAACAAAGCCAAAGACCAAAAACACUGGUCCUAUAAACAAGAUUCAAAACAGACUCCACUCUGCAGAUAAAGAAAGGAAAACAAAUUCAAGUGUUAAACUGAAAUAUCCUGAUGUACAAACUGCCAAUGAUGUGGCCAUUCCAGACGAUUUCUCAGACUUUUCCUUUGCCAAGACAAUUAGCAGGAUUGAAGGGCAGCUGGAAGAGGCCGGCUUGCCUGAGAGUGCAGAGGACAGCUUCUGUGGUGUUAGUAAGGACAUUGGGACAGAGGCUCAGAUCCGAUUUCUAAAAGCCAAACUCCAUGUGAUGCAGGAGGAGCUGGACAGUGUUGUGUGUGAAUGCAAUAAGAAGGAGGAUGAAAUUCAGGACUUAAAAUCCAAGGUGAAAAAUUUGGAAGAAGACUGUGUGCGACAACAGCGAACAGUUACGUCCCAGCAGUCCCAAAUAGAAAAAUAUAAGAAUCUUUUUGAAGAAGCAAAUAAAAAAUGUGAUGAAUUACAGCAGCAGCUGUCAUCAGUAGAACGGGAAUUAGAAAAUAAAAGAAGAUUACAAAAACAGGCUGCCACAAGUCAGAGUGCCACAGAGGUGCGCUUGAAUCGAGCUCUCGAAGAAGCAGAAAAGUAUAAAGUGGAGCUGAGUAAACUCAGGCAAACUAACAAGGAUAUUACAAAUGAAGAACAUCAAAAAAUUGAAGUGUUGAAAUCAGAAAACAAGAAGCUAGAAAGACAAAAAGGAGAAUUAAUGAUGGGGUUCAAGAAGCAGUUGAAAUUAAUUGACAUUUUGAAAAGGCAGAAGAUGCAUAUUGAAGCUGCCAAGAUGCUGUCUUUCAGUGAGGAGGAGUUUAUGAAGGCUCUUGAGUGGGGAAGUUCAUGAGUGAGCAAUUCAAUUUGAUGCUUAUUUGUGUUAGUUUAUGUCAAAUUGUAGCUGUCUGACUGUUGAUGAGUAAUGAGAACAUUUGUGAGAUAAAGGGUUAGAUAAUGACCGGUUGAGGUAAACAGAAUGUCGGAAGAUGUUAGGAUAAAGCCAGACUGCAACUCUGUCUGACUUCCUUUUUCAUUAAUAGUUGUGAAAUAAAGAAGCAAGACUUCGACUUUUAAUUCCUUUUUAUGAUCUACCAGACCUGGGAGAGGACAGAGAAAAUGGCAAGACUCCAGAGAUCCCAACCCACAGCUACUGAGGUCUGCCUGAAGGCCUACAUGUCACCAAGGCUGCUACAUCAAACAGCAGUGAUGCAGGCUGGAACCAGGCUCUGUCUUGAGGGGCUGUAUGUGUAUUCUUUUUUCAGUGAUUGUGCACACAGAGAUAUACUCUGAAGUAUAUCUCAGGGCAGGGAACACCUAGGUAAGAAGUGACAGCACCUAAUUGUAGCAAAAGAAAAGCUUUGUUGAGGGUGAGGGCAGUUUUACACUUCCUCCAGCACAGCACAGAAAGACAGGGGAAAGCUACUUCAUGGUCUCCAGCACUGGGCUCAUUACAGUAAAGCCUAGCAGAUUCUUGGUUCAACUCCAGACCAGUAAAUAUGCUAAACGGGAACCCAUGGUUCCUGCAAGAUAGACUGAAGUCCCAGCACACAUCACUCUGGUCAACUGCCUUGCAUUGUGUCUGAACUUACAAACCUCCCCAGGUGACAGGCCUUGGUCAGCUGUGGGCUUCUAGUGCCUGUGCUCCCACACCCUGUCAGCUUCUUGUAUUGUAGUCCAUUCUGAACUAGUUGUGAUGAUCCCGGGCUUGAGGCACCCUGAAGUGCUGCAGUGAACUCACAUCUAGACCUAAAGAGAUUCUGACAAGAGUAGCUGGACAUUCUAGGUUGAAGUAAGUGCCUGCUUUCCCAAUGCAUGGAUGGUGAUGCCUGCCCAUAAGGAUUAAAAGUGUUGGGGACAUUGCCAGAGAAACUAAGGUGCCAUUGGUUGACCCCAAGGACAUAUACAAAUUGACUGAUGAUUCAAAUGAGAGGUUUUAUUUUAAAAUGACAAUUCAAUAAUCAGUGAGCAAAGUGAGAAUGUAGUAGUGUCGAGUAUUAAUAGGAGGAUCUGUGAACCUGGAGACAGUCAGUGCAGACUCACAAGAGGGCAGGAGGGCAGCUUCAUGAGUACACACGAGAAGCUGGCACCUAAGACGGACUAAAGAAACAUUUUCUCAACUGGGAACAUAAAAUGUUCACGGAAAGGAAGAUCCAUGGGUUCUAAUGAUUUAAUCCAAGUGACAUUAGCCCAUGGUAUAGAAUCAGCCUGUCAAAGGCAGACACAACGUUCCAAAAGCAUGAAGAAAAGAGAGUGCAUUCACUUGAAGGAGUUGGACACCUGGCAGCUCAUCUCUCUCAGACAGUAACAAGGUAGAACAAUCUAGCCAAAGUUCUGAAGGAUAAAACCUGUCAAGAAUAAUGUACCCAGCUCAGCCAUCCUUCAGAGAUGUUGGAUAGCAUUUUCUCAAACUAGCCAAUAUGAGUUCAUUAUCUGCCUUACAAGAGAGGGGUUCUUCAAGCUAAUGAAUGCUAUUAGCUAAAGGAUGCUAAUAAGAAACAUGAAGUCAAACAGAGUAUUCUGACACUGAUGGAGGCAUGAAAAUCAUUCCCAUUUUUAAUAAGUCGGAAGUGUUGAAACAAAAGCGGCAACAUUUAGUCAAGGAUAAACAAUAUACAAGAUGUAAUUGUGAACUACAAAAUAGAGUGUAGAAGAAAAGUAUAAAAUAACAAGAACUUGUAACAGGUACAUGGGGUGAAAAGCAAUGAUGCAAACAUAUUUUGAGAAAAACUCAACUUUGAAGAAAGUAAGAGGAAGAAAGAAUCAGCAAAGCAAGUAGAAAACACAGUGCUGGUGAAAGCAGUGGUAACUCAGUACUACCUUCAGUGUGAGCUGAAGUGGAAAUUUCUGGUUUCAUUGGAGACUAGGUUGCGUCAUGUGGUGUUUUUCCGGAAGCUGCCUUAUGAGAGGAUGUUUUGUUGAUAACAUACAUGUGUUUUUCUGGAAGCUGUCUGGUAAAAGGGCAUGUGAUGUUCUGCUGGAGCAGAUGCUUGAGAGGACAUGUGAUGUCUGGAAAGGAUAUAAGUAUAACCCAACUGACACUGGACAACACUCUUGCAUUGCUUCGCUUUGCUUUCUUCCUGAUCUUUGCUUGUCAUGAUUUUGUAGAGAGAAAUGCACCUAAGAAUUGGUGAUAUUCUGGCUACUUCUGUGAAUUCGAGCCAAUUGGUGGAGUCUUAGCAUUUUUUUCUGGAUUAAGCUGCUCCUACACAUUCGUGUUUGGUAUUUUGCUAGUGGACUGGACUGCUGACAACGAAGAUUGGAACUGCCACAAAGAAUUACUUUUAAACAGGUCCACAUCCUUCUUGUCCUGUUAACCAUCUUCCUUCUCUACAUUUGGUCAGUAGGCUAAAAGGGAGGUUGACACAUUUGAGAACCUUUAUUAAAGUAGGUUUUGAAAACUAUAAGCCUACAGUGGUGAAUUAAAUUCAGCAGUUAAAGGCAGAGUAAACAAAUCCCAUCCAUAUGAUGCCUCUACGAGAUUCACUUAACAGAAAUCUGGAUGUGAAGAGAUGACAAAAGAUACUCUAUGAAAUGCAAACCAGGAGAAAAUGGGUACUUACAAUAGACAUUAAGUCAAAAGGUAUAAAAACAGGCAAAGAAAACUUUAUAUAACGGUAAAAGUUUUAAGUCAUCAAUAGUACAAUGUGAACAUGUAUCUACCAUAGAGCUAAAAUAACAAACAUCUGUAAAAAGGAAGACACUGCUGUAUUACAGUGGGAGAGGAUAUGGCUGUUGCUCCAUAUUCAACAACAGGUCAGACAGAAGCAUUGAAACAAUGAACUUAUCUGUGGCUCAGUUUGAAGAGUGCUUGCCUGGCAUAUACAAGGCUCCAAAUUCAAUCCCCUGCACCUCAUAAUCUAGUUUGGUGAUCUAUAUCCAUGAUCCUAGCACAGAGGAACAGAGGCACAAGGGUAAAAAAUUCAGGUCAUUCCCAGCCAAAUAAGAAGUUCAAGGCCACCCUUGAACUGGGAUACAUAACACAUUGUCUCAAAAAAAAAUUACAAAAAACCAUUCACACUGAACUUAAUUUACACUCUUUAUUAAAUGAACCUAAAAGACACUGCACAGUCUCUCCAACAGCAUGCUGUAUCUUCUUGAGUGUAUAGAACAUUGUCCAGGAUGGAUCAUGUGUCUUAAACAAAUUUAAGAAGACAAAUUAUACCACAUAUCUUCCGGGACUAUGAUGAUAUAAAAGAAUAGACCAACAAGAGGAACUUAAAAACUUUACAAAUGUGCAAAUUACAUACCAUGUUCCUUGAAUAACCAGUGAAUUGAGAAUAAAUUAAUUCUAGACUUUUUACACAAAAUGAGGAUAUAAAAAUACAUUCAGUACAAUUAAAUCAUUUCUGAGGGAAGUUUGUACAAAGAAAAUGUCAUUUUAGCACUGCAGAAAUGUCCACGUAAUGUACCAAAACCAAAUCCAAUAUGGUCAGUACAAGAAAAAUUGGAAAGAUCAGAGAAGGAAUACAUUACAAAAGUAACCUGAAAAGUCAAAUCCCAAAUACUGUUUUGAUCACUAGUUUGACACUACAUGUGUAAAUACCAAAUCUGACUUCAUGUGACAGGUUGCAGGCAAAACACAGGCUCACCAAAAGUAAUGUGUACAAUUACCUGGAGGGUAUGGGUACAACGUGUAUUACACUAAGAAUAAACAAAGGCCAGGGAGAUGGUUUAGUACAAAGGGUCAGCUACCACCCAACCUGAUACAUUGAUUUCCACAGUGGAAAAAGAACUAACUCCUGCAAGCUGUCUCGACUCCCAAAUGCAAGGAUGACGAGCACGGCCAUAUCCAUACUCACAAAUAAUAACUAAGAUGAAGAACUAAAGACUGUUUAAUUUGAAAAAUAAAACCAAAGGAUUAAUCUUUUUAA